AUCCGGGGUCACAUCGGUCUUCCGGGUGUUUCUGACAGUGCUUUCUAUGCUACUUUUUGGUCUUCCGCCUCUUGCCACCGCUUUCAAUCUCCUACACCUUGUUGGCUUUGCCUCUUCUUGUGUCUCUCCUCCCCGGCCGCGGAGUUCGGAGUUUAGAAACUAAUCCGGUUCCGGAACCGGGCCUAGCCAUUCCGCGGACCACUACCUCUGGCUCAGGCGAAAGCUGCGAUCUAGUGCGCGGGUCUGUCGUCGCUCCGGCCUUGGAGCUCCUGGGCGGGCAGUGCCGGUAGGCCCUGCCCCAAGGACACCUGUGGUUUUGACAGGGAGUGAGCAGGAUUUACGAAUUGGACUAUUUGCACUGUGGAAAAAAGAAGCAGAAGAAUACAUGUUCACUUUUAGUGAACAGGAGUAUGUUCCCAAACUCAAUUUUGGGUCGCCCACCUUUCACGCCAAACCAUCAGCAACAUAAUAACUUCUUUGCUCUGUCACCAGCUCUUUAUUCACACCAGCAGCUUAUCGAUGCCCAGUUCAACUUUCAGAAUGUAGACUUGUCUAGAGCUGUGUCGUUACAGCCAUUGACAUAUGGAAAUGUCAGUCCAAUACAGACUUCAACUUCCCCAUUAUUUCGAGGAAGGAAGAGAUUAAGCGAUGAAAAAAACCUUCCUCUUGACGGUAAACGGCAGCGUUUCCAUUCACCCCACCAAGAGCCAAUUGUAGUUAACCACAUAGUGCCUUUAUCAAGUGAAAGAAGAUAUCCAGUGCCACCAUUGUUUCAUACAACAAACUACAUACCAGAUAUAGUCAGAUGUGUGCCAGCUGUUCGAGAAAUAUCAAUUUUAGAACCUAGAGAAAUCACACUGCCUGAGGCCAAAGAUAAGUUGAGUCAGCAGAUACUGGAGUUAUUUGAAGCAUGUCAGCAGCAAGUAAGUGAUUUAAAGAAGAAAGAACUCUGUCGAACUCAGCUGCAGAGAGAAAUUCAGCUGUUAUUUCCACAAAGCAGACUUUUUUUGGUUGGGUCCUCUUUAAAUGGCUUUGGUACCCGGACAAGUGAUGGUGAUUUAUGUCUAGUUGUGAAAGAGGAACCAUGUUUUUUUCAGGUAAAUCAGAAGACUGAAGCACGGCAUAUACUCACCUUAGUCCAUAAACACUUCUGUACUAGACUUUCCGGCUACAUUGAGAGACCACAGCUGAUUCGAGCAAAAGUGCCAAUUGUUAAAUUCAGGGAUAAAGUCAGUUGUGUUGACUUCGACUUGAAUGUAAACAAUAUUGUUGGAAUAAGAAACACAUUCCUUCUUAGAACUUAUGCAUACCUUGAAAAUCGAGUUCGUCCGUUAGUACUGGUGAUUAAGAAGUGGGCAAGUCACCAUGAGAUAAAUGAUGCCAGUCGUGGUACUUUAAGCAGCUAUAGUCUUGUAUUGAUGGUUUUGCACUAUUUACAAACCCUACCUGAACCCAUCCUUCCAUCCAUCCAAAAAAUUUACCCAGAAUCUUUCAGUCCCACUAUACAGCUGCACCUUGUACAUCAGGUUCCAAGUGAUGUUCCUCCUUACCUCUCAAAGAAUGACUCAACUCUUGGGGACCUCUUACUGGGCUUUCUUAAAUAUUAUGCUACAGAAUUUGACUGGAACAGUCAGAUGAUUUCAGUUCGUGAAGCCAAAGCCAUUCCUAGGCCUGAUGGUAUUGAAUGGAGAAAUAAAUACAUCUGUGUAGAAGAACCUUUUGAUGGAACAAAUACAGCCAGAGCUGUACAUGAAAAGCAGAAAUUUGACAUGAUAAAGGAUCAAUUUUUGAAGUCAUGGCACAGAUUGAAAAACAAAAAAGAUUUGAACAGUAUACUACCUUUAAGAGCUGCUGUCCUGAAGAGAUGACUGGCCUCUAUUUCUUAAUAAAUUCUUCUGAGAAAUCAAGAACAGUAGUAACAUCAUAAAGCAUUUUGUUUACCUCCACCAUAGUUUCUUUUCAUUGUUUGUCUUCAUGUUUUAUUUUUAAGAGGACAUACUUAUAUAAAGACUGCUUAUUUUAUUAUGAUAUUUCCUAAUAAAACCCUUUGAUUUAAAGAUGUAUUUUUGAAAAUGUUUACAUUGAUGAUUAGUAAUAUUAUGGCAUGGAUUUUCAGGCAAUCAGAUAAAAUAUAUUUUGGGGAAUUAUCUGAACAAAUAAAAGGUUUUGAUAUAACUUCAAUUCAUUGUACCACAGGCUAAUACUGAAGAGAUUUGUGGGAUUUGGGGAAGUGUAAUCUACAGUAGAUGGUUUGUUGCCUGUCUGUUAUAGUAAAGUGAAGAUUCAAGUCAGUUACUCAGUUACUUGAAGCAAAACGAAAUCUUGUAUUUCAAUGAAAUCGCUGCAGAAGCAUGAAAUACUGGACAAUUGCCUUAAGUCUUCACUUGACUCACCAGAAUAGAGGCUUUGGGUGUGUCUGUAUUAGCAUUUCAUUAGUACCUCACAUGCUUUUGAUGUACUUUUGAGAUUGCUUUAAAUUUUUUGUAACAAAAGUACCUUUUGCACUGUAGUAAUAUAAUUGCUAACUCUGUAUUAUACAGCAGUUAGUUAAUUGUAUUAAAAAAUUAGUUCAGUGUAGACAUUUUGAAAAGAUUAAGUCUCCUGUGCUUUAUGGUAGCUUAGUGCAAUAAGCGCUUUAGCUUUACUUCCCAUUUUUGUGCUUUUAUUUUCCCUGUGACAUGAAGCAACGGAAAGUUAAAGAUCAAAGUGGAGAUUAUAUCCUGUUGAGUGUAUCAGAUUUUGUCUGCGUACAAAAUUAUAGGAUUGUAAUCUAAACUGGAAGUUUUAGGCAGUAAGCCUCUAUAAAAUGGUUUAAAGUAAGACAUAAAGUUAUUAUAAAUAAAAGCUUAAUGUUUGUAAAGAUAUCUUUUUUAGUGUUUCUUUUCCACAUGAAGAAUGGUGGCUGCUGAAAAAAGCUACAGUGUUUAUUAAGGUUGUUUAGGGGUUAUGUAAAUAUUUGUAAAUUGGUCAGGGAUUGUACAUUUAAAUAAGAAAAGUAAUCUUGGAAACAGUUUUAACUUUUCAAAAGGACUCUAUCCAACUUCUUUUAGACCUGCUGUAGCACAGUUUGUACCUCUAAUGUCUGGGGGCGGGGGGCGGGUGGUGCAGACCAGUUCAAAUGCUAAGACUUGCUUUUCUUUGACUUGUAAAAGGUGCAUAUUUUUAUUUUCUUCCUUAAGUUUAAAGUUUUGUAUUAUGUCAAAUGGAAUAAAGUUUAUAUAUGGAAAUUG
Artibeus jamaicensis (Jamaican fruit-eating bat) is the source of this 3230-nucleotide messenger RNA. It is a transcript of the gene TENT2, whose product is annotated as terminal nucleotidyltransferase 2. Bases 411 to 1868 code for a protein of 485 amino acids. Gene Ontology annotation, cellular component: cytosol. Lineage: Eukaryota; Metazoa; Chordata; Mammalia; Chiroptera; Phyllostomidae. Gene Ontology annotation, molecular function: poly(A) RNA polymerase activity. The record is from RefSeq and is a predicted model, not a curated record. The transcript is spliced from 16 exons.